Messenger RNA from Brassica napus (rape), 2189 nucleotides. RefSeq names its product glutamate decarboxylase 1. NCBI's taxonomy places the organism in Eukaryota, Viridiplantae, Streptophyta, Magnoliopsida, Brassicales, Brassicaceae. Gene Ontology annotation, cellular component: cytosol. Gene Ontology annotation, molecular function: pyridoxal phosphate binding; glutamate decarboxylase activity. The transcript has 5 exons. The record is from RefSeq and is a predicted model, not a curated record. Gene Ontology annotation, biological process: L-glutamate catabolic process. The coding region runs from base 1173 to 2189 and encodes 338 amino acids.
CCAGAAAAGAUAUUUUGAUGUUGAUAUGUUAUUUACAAACGUAAGAGUUCAACUUCAUUGUUAACUGAUGAAAUGUCAUAGGAGGAAUGAUUUAAAUGAAUUUUUUUUAUAUAAAAUGAAUACUAUUUAACUGUCUGUGGUAGCUCAGAACUGCUUUUUCUUUUCUCCUCUGAUGUUGCUUUAGUUUACUUUGAUCAGCUACUAGUUUACUAUGUAACUUCUGUAACAAACGAAAAUAAAAUUUAACAUUUUUACCAAAAAAAAUAAAUCUUACAACCAAAAAAAUUAAAUCUUAUAGUCUUGUAAAAAAUAUUACAAACAAGCAUGCUAAUCGGCAACACAUAACAUUUUUAUUUAAGGGCCUCCCAUAGAACAUAUUUAAGUUUUGAACCAACCAAACGUUAAAGGUACGAGUAUGAUUCACUAGAGAAUCAUCAGAGAACCAGAACUUGAAGCAUGAAAUGGCCUUAUGGGUGCGACUUCUGCGCCGUGUCUACUUUCUUUUACCUCCUAUAGAAAGCAGAAAGCACACCCUUACACACGGUCCGAGCCUGGUCCACACGCACAUUUAUAACUUAUAACAAUGUAAAAAGCAAAAAUGUUUGGUCUAAUUGUAUAAAGAAAAACAAGAUAUUCCGCUAAAUUAAACAAACCAUAGGCGUCGAAAGAAAUUUUGGCAAAAAAAGAGAAUUUCGCCAUUUAUGAGAAGGCAUUUAAUUUUAAAAAUAAAUGCAAUUUUCCUCGAAUCCCAUUAAUCUUACGUACUUAGCACGCACUACAUAUUUUCACCCUGUUUCCAAGUAUUUUUUUUUAGAAACCGUAGAUCAACAAGAUGGAAAGAAAUGAAAUCGUGUUUCCAAUGUGGUGUCAUUCGUGUCAGGACCUUCUGAUUCUAACCAAACUUCACAAAAAGGUACAUAGUAUAGGCCUUGCGAAAUAAUUUAACUUUCUAAAAGAAAAAAACGAACAUUUCCAAAAGCAUUUAUUUCAAAAUAUAUUAUUACCAAAAUAACUCGCAUGGUUUUUAGGGUUGCCCUUUUUUGAUAUAAACCACCCAUAUACAUAUAUAUAUAAGGUAUUUCACUUCUUCCUCCAAGCUCCAUCACCACUUCUCUUGACCUUACUUUCUCUCUUAUUGUCAUCUCGUGAGCAUUUGCUCCCUCAUCGUCGUGAUGGUGCUCUCCCAUGCUGCAUCGGAUUCGGACGUUUCUGUCCACUCCACAUUCGCAUCACGAUACGUCCGAACUUCGCUACCUAGGUUCAGGAUGCCAGAAAACUCGAUUCCAAAAGAAGCUGCUUAUCAGAUCAUUAAUGACGAGCUUAUGCUUGAUGGUAAUCCAAGGCUAAACUUGGCCUCCUUCGUGACGACGUGGAUGGAGCCUGAGUGUGAUAAGCUCAUCAUGGCCUCAAUUAACAAGAACUACGUCGACAUGGACGAGUACCCUGUCACCACCGAACUCCAGAACCGAUGUGUGAACAUGAUUGCACAUCUAUUCAACGCACCGUUAGGUGAGACGGAGACGGCCGUUGGAGUAGGGACCGUUGGAUCAUCGGAGGCCAUAAUGUUGGCCGGGUUGGCCUUCAAGCGAAAAUGGCAGAACAAGCGCAGGGCCGAAGGCAAACCCUUUGACAAACCCAACAUUGUCACUGGAGCCAAUGUUCAAGUGUGCUGGGAGAAAUUUGCUAGGUACUUUGAGGUUGAGCUUAAGGAAGUGAAACUACGUGAAGGGUAUUAUGUGAUGGACCCAGAGCAAGCUGUUGAGAUGGUCGAUGAGAACACUAUAUGUGUUGCGGCUAUUCUUGGUUCCACUCUUAAUGGAGAAUUUGAAGAUGUCAAACUCUUGAAUGAUCUCUUGGUCCUGAAGAACAAAGAAACUGGAUUGGAUAUACCGAUCCAUGUGGAUGCAGCAAGUGGAGGAUUCAUAGCACCGUUUUUGUAUCCGGAACUGGAAUGGGACUUUAGACUGCCACAGGUCAAGAGUAUAAAUGUGAGUGGUCACAAGUAUGGACUUGUGUACGCUGGAAUUGGUUGGGUGGUCUGGAGAAACAAAGAGGAUUUGCCUGAUGAACUCAUCUUCCAUAUCAACUAUCUUGGUGCUGACCAACCCACUUUCACACUCAACUUCUCCAAAGGUAACGUACUUCGCCACUUCAGUAUUACUAUUAGUAGCUCACUCCAGAAUCUAUAA